AUGAAGCUGGACGUCAAUGUGCUGCGGUACCUGAGCAAGGAAGAGUUUCGGGUCCUCACGGCAGUAGAGAUGGGACAGAAGAACCAUGAGCUGGUGCCGGCCCCCCUGGUGGACAGCAUCUCCGGCCUCAAGCACGGUGGCGCGUUCCGCUGCCUCAAGACCCUGCUGCGCCACAAGCUGGUCCACCACGAGGCCCAGAAGUACGACGGCUACCGCCUCACAACCCUGGGCUACGACUUCCUGGCCAUACGCACGCUGGCGGCGCGCGGCCACGUCGUCAGCGUGGGGCGCCAGAUCGGGGUCGGAAAGGAGUCGGACAUAUUCGAGGUGCUGUCGGAAGAUGGGGAGAUCCUGGCCCUCAAGCUGCACCGCCUCGGCCGCACCUCGUUCCGCGCGGUGAAGUCGAAGCGCGACUACCUCGGGAAGCGCAACUCCUUCAGCUGGCUCUACCUCUCGCGCCUGGCGGCCCUCAAGGCCUGA
This is a messenger RNA of Monoraphidium neglectum, 480 nucleotides long. RefSeq names its product RIO kinase 2. Gene Ontology annotation, biological process: maturation of SSU-rRNA; protein phosphorylation. Gene Ontology annotation, molecular function: protein serine/threonine kinase activity; ATP binding. Gene Ontology annotation, cellular component: preribosome, small subunit precursor; nucleus; cytosol. Bases 1 to 480 code for a protein of 159 amino acids. The record is from RefSeq and is a predicted model, not a curated record. Lineage: Eukaryota; Viridiplantae; Chlorophyta; Chlorophyceae; Sphaeropleales; Selenastraceae. The transcript has 5 exons.